Rosa chinensis is the source of this 1073-nucleotide messenger RNA. Its product is annotated as pre-mRNA-processing-splicing factor 8A. Gene Ontology annotation, molecular function: U6 snRNA binding; pre-mRNA intronic binding; U2 snRNA binding. The record is from RefSeq and is a predicted model, not a curated record. Bases 185 to 886 code for a protein of 233 amino acids. Gene Ontology annotation, biological process: spliceosomal tri-snRNP complex assembly; mRNA splicing, via spliceosome. Lineage: Eukaryota; Viridiplantae; Streptophyta; Magnoliopsida; Rosales; Rosaceae. Gene Ontology annotation, cellular component: catalytic step 2 spliceosome; U5 snRNP. The transcript is spliced from 2 exons.
CUGACGGUUCGUCUCUUUCCGUCUCGUUUUCUAUUUGCGCUGAGAUAUUUGGGUUUGUUUUAGGGUUUUUGUUUUUGAUGAAACUGAGUUACAUUGCUAUAAGAAAUUGACCUUCUUUGUGAUUUUUGCAGUGUUAUAUUGCUCUUUGGCGCUUGGGCGAGCUGAGAUUUUGCAGAGGAGGUCUAUGGAACGAUACUUGUCAUCCCAAAACUAUGGAGAGAUUUUCAGCCAUCAGGUUAUUUGGUUUGUCGACAAGACACUUGAAGAAAAUGUUACAAUGGAACCCAUUGGUGCAGUUAUCAUAUUAAAUCCACGGACUGGGCAGCUGUUUCUGAAGGUCAACCCAAGUACAGAAACUGCAGAAGAGGUUGCUGCUCUGGUGCAGUCUUUACCAGCUGGAGAAUGUCCGAAACAAAUUAUUGUGGAGGUGAGUAAGGGAAUUCUUGAUACACUACAGGUGCACUUGUUGGAUUUCCCUAACAUAAGCAUAAAAGGAAGUGAGCUGCAGCUUCCUUUCCAGCCUCUGCUGAAGAUAGAGAAAUUUGGUGAUCUGAUGUUGAAGGCUGCUGAGCCACAGAUGGUUCCAUUUAACGUCUAUGAUGAUUGGUUGAGUAGCAUUUCACCAUACGCUGCAUUUUCCCGGCUCAUUCUGAUUCUACGUGCCCUUCAUGUGAACGAUGAGAAGGCAAAGAUGUUAUUAAAUCCUGACACAACAGUAGUUACCGAGCCCAAUCACAUCUGGCCUUCUCUUUCUGAAUUUCAAUGGAGGAAGGUCGAGGUUGCUCUGAGGGAUCUCAUUCUGUCAGAUUAUGCAGAAAAGAACAAUGUGAUCACAUCCGCCCUGACCCAAGUGGAGAUUCGUGAUAUUAUUCUUGGAGCGUAUUGAGAUGACCUCUCUUUAAUAUCAUAAUAUUAGUAGUUAUAUCUUUAAGGUAUCCCAAUGUAUACGUGUUGUGAGUCUUUUGAUUCAUCCUUUGGGAUUAUUGAAAGAAUGAUGUUUAACCUAUGGAAGUUAUGGGAUGCGUUUGGUUAAUUGAUUGGCAAGCAAUGCCGGUCCUUUUUGUUUUUUGCAA